UGUUAGCACCCGAGGCUUUCGAGUUUGUGCGUAACGGGACGAUUCAAGACGAAGGAUUAUUGCAGUCUUUCGGCAAAGAGCGCCCCGAGGAAACACCUGGCGAACCUAAAUCGCUGAUUUUGGACCGUUAUCGGCUGAGGCGAGAAAUGGCAUCGAUCGUCGGCACUUAUCAACACGAACGCAACGAGAAUCUCGACGAGUAUUUCAGGGCUGUAGGUGUGCCGUACAUUCCACGGAAAAUGAUGGCCAUGUCCAGUCCUCGACUGGAAAUACUGAAUGACGGCGACAUAUGGACAAUUCGUACCAUUUCAAUGAUUCGCACAGUAGAAGUGACGUUUACACUCGGCGAAGAAUACGAGGAACACAUGCCCGCCGGGGUUACAUUGAAAAAUGUGACUACAAUGGAGGAAGACAGUCUAGUGACAGUUUCAGUCGGAGCAGGUAACAACAAAGUGGUGCGGAAAUACGAAGUUAUAAAGGACGGUGUACUUUUGACAAUGACCCACGAACAGAGUGGCCAAGUAGCAAAACGCUAUUUUAAACGUCUUUCAUAAACAAUGGCGAAAUUCACAAUAACAACGACAAUGUUUUCAUAUGACAUUAUAUUCGUAUCACUGAACCCUGUAAUGUUUUCGUAUCAUUAUGGCCCGUUAGUAGCUUUUUAAACUGUAUUUCUAAACGCACAAAGUAAACGGCAGAGAAAGGUAGCACGCAAGAACGAACAAAAACAACAUGACAAAUGCCUACAGUUGCCAGAGGAAAAAAGCUGUGGAUCGAUCGUAAACGUUCCUACUGUCAUUCAAAGCAUGUGCCCCGCCUUCUUUAGACGGUUGUCACGUGUUGCUCCAGAUGACAAAUGUGAAUAAACAAUGAUUGUAUUGUCGCUGUAAAA
Molecule: messenger RNA, 892 nt
Organism: Dufourea novaeangliae
Lineage: Eukaryota; Metazoa; Arthropoda; Insecta; Hymenoptera; Halictidae
Product: fatty acid-binding protein, adipocyte-like
Exons: 4
Coding region: 147-554 (135 amino acids)
Biological process (GO): fatty acid transport
Cellular component (GO): nucleus; cytosol
Molecular function (GO): fatty acid binding
Source: RefSeq, a predicted model, not a curated record